AUGGAUUCUAUUGAGAAGCCACAGGCUACACAAUGGAAAUCAAAAAAGGAUGAAAACAAAACAAGAUUUUCUGAAAAAGGAUCAAAACUCCGAACUAUCUCAAACUCAGAUGAAAUAACUGCUCCUCUGGACAUAUAUGAUCCCUUGAUCAAACCCAAAAAUCUUGUGGUAAUUGAUGAUCCUGAUUCCGCUGAGGCCGAAGGAACUUCAAAAGCAACCAUUCAGAAGCGAGCCUUGACCACCAGGACCUCACUAAAUCUCGAGGACAUCAAAUCUCUCAAAACAAUCUCAAACAUCUUCAACAACAACCUCCGACAGACAAGUCACCAGCAGAAGCACACAUAUGAAAGGUUCAGCAGUGUAGGAGCACAAACACCAUGUUCCAGAAGACAACAAAGUUUUAUCGAUAGUAUUGAAACUAUUGGGCCUCACUCACUCAAUCACUCAUUCCAUCACUCACUAAUGAAUCCUCAACAUAUUUCCGAGAUAGAUGGAAAUAAUGGAGUUGGGAUAGAGAAAGCACUUGGGCAGAUCGCAGGAAAAAGCGAAUUGGAAUCAAAUGGUUCUGUCUUUCAUAUAGAUGAUUUGGAACAAGCAGAGACAAAUAACAUCCAAAAAGUUUCACAUCUUGAGAGCAUUGAACUAUCCGAUUCCGAUGCUAGUAACAAGAAAUCAACAAUUGUACACAUCAAUGAUGUGGAUGGUUUAGAUGAUCAUAGUGCAAUAAUAACUGCGGUUGAUGAUGAUGCGCAGGAGCAAGGAACUCCAGACCCAAGCAAGACUACAAAGAAGAACGAGUGGGAUUUUGCACGUCGUUACAGGAAACAUACCAACAAUCCCCAGGUUUCCCGAACCCCCCAAGCCCCCAAAGCAGUCACCCAGACAAAUACAAACAUGGCCAGAACUUCCCCCCAAGGUCCAAUAAAGCCAGUGAAUAGGCUGGGGAAUCCACAAACUGCUGCUACACCUUCACACAACAGGGGAUUCGACCCCCAUUCUGGUGGAUCCUACAAAAGACGAAAAACCGAGGCUUCUUCUUUCACCAGAAAUGGCAUGAUCAGCAAAGACAUCAAUCUCGAUCAGGAACCCAAACAGGAUCAGAGACAUGUGAGGCAGAAUUCCACAGAGAGUCAGUACAAUAACUCCUCUUACCUAGAAUUUGGCCCCGAAAGGAAUUUUCCAGAUUACCGUGUAAAAGAAUACCAAGCGGUCCAUGAUUUAGUGCAGCUAGGGAAAAAAAAAAGCACACACAGCCAUAAAGUUAACCGCAAAGUAGGAAGCCAGGAUUCUAUCAAUGGAAACAGUGGUUUCCGAGCAGAACAGACGGCCAAUGCUAAGAGGAUCGUAAACAGUUCACAUUUACGUAAUUCCGAAGACCCUAUUGAAGAUGAGCUGCAGGCUCCAGAGUCUACGCCCAAAAUUACUCCUCGAGUGGAAACUCCUUUCAAUGGCAAUGCACACCUUCCACCGGGACGUCAAUUUCCACAUUCAAGAGCAAAGGGACCUUCAAGACCAUUGAACUUUCUGCACUCACAGCCCUCUAGGCAGAUUUCUCUCAAUUUAAUGCAAAAUAGACGCGCGUUGGGCGACUUACCAGUAGAGGAUGGCAGUGAGGAUGAGCUCGCUAAAGAAAACUGGCCUGAGGUGUCGAUUAGAAGAGAGGCUGACGAAUCCUAUGACAAGAAGAAGCUCUAUGAUGACGGCGGUGAUGAAAGCUACGAAUAUGAGCAGAGCCUAAGUACAGAGGGAGAUAUUGCACGCACAGACUUUGGCAAGUGUGGGAACGGCAACCAAAAAGAACCACGGCAGGAAAUGUCCGAGAAAUAUAGAGUCAUCAGCCUCUUUUCGGAGAGUGAGUAUUGGGUUGAUCCAAAGUCGUCCUUGGGUGAUUUUUUCAUGCUUCAAGACAUACAUACUAGAGAUCUGACACUUGUUGAUGACUCGGGAGAAUUUGUCAAAAGUUUCGUUAUCACAUCAGAAUCUAUCAAAAAGCUCAAACGCUCUCAGGGGUCUUCUAAGAUUGUACUCUGGAAGUCUUCAGAUCGUAUCAAUGUUAGAGGCCCUAGGAUAUAUAUUGAGUUCUACAAUGAGCUUAUUGCUAAGACUGCGGGAGAUGCUUUGGAACAGCCAGGAAUGAAAACAAUAUGGGAGAUCUCGACGCAAAUGGAUAGCAUAUUCCACCAUGUUCGCGAGGAGCUCACAAAGUUUUUGAGACAGAGAGCAGCACAGAAACUUAAGCAGGAUCUCGCUCAACCUGAUGAUAUUAAAUUAAUGGUUGCCAAUGAACACAAGCGGAUCGGCCAAGGUGACAGGGAAGGCGGCAUGGAUGUUGAUGGACAACGAAGGACUCGAAAAUUCGGCUCGCGGAACGAAGAUAUCGCCUUGAAUCCACCCAAGAGGCCCAAGCUCAUCCAUGCCAUGCAAACUGAAUUUAAUGCGGGUGGUCACAAAGUCCGGUCGAACAAGUCUGAGAUUAGCCCGGCAAACUUUUAUGACGCACCAAGCAAGGCCACUGGAAGUCGUGCAUCAUUACGAAGCGCUGACAAGCCUGAGUCAUACAAAACGGCGCCCAAGGAAAGAACUCCCAGUCCAGAACCAGAACGUUGGUCACAAGUCAAUACAGGUUGGGUAGAGGAUUGGCAUAAAUCUGUCGUAUAUCCUAAGACCGGUAAAAAAACUGCUACUGUCGACAAGCAAGAUAUUUACAGACUUGAUGAAGGGGAGUUUUUGAACGAUAAUCUUAUCAUGUUCUAUCUUCUCUGGCUCGAGCAGCAACAUCCGAAGUUGACUAAUCGGGUUUACGUCCAUAACACGUUUUUUUACGCAAGCUUAACUAAGACUGUAAGAGGCAAGAGAGGGAUCAAUUAUGAAGCUGUUGAGCGAUGGACAGCGAAAGUUGAUCUUCUUACAUAUGAUUAUAUUGUUGUUCCCGUCAACGAGAACGCUCAUUGGUAUGUGGCGAUCAUAUGUAACGCACCCAAGCUUCUCGAUACAGAGACCAAGGAGCAGUUGCAAUCUGUGGAGAAUGGUGCGAAUAUUGAGCUGGAUAGAGGUAGAGGAAUAGAGUCUCGUGAUACGAGCAAGCCUAUAACACCAUCUGAAUCGCCGCAGCCCACCCCUAAGAUAUCUGUAAAUGAUACACAUAAUACUGGAGUUGACAACAGUUUCGAACAUUUAUCAUUGUUCAACACAACGGAAAAUGAAACUCCCUUGGAUGUCGAACCUGCGGAAAGCGUCCCUCCUAACAACCACGGAUUGCCCUCUGUCUCACCGGAAGUUGAAACCGGCAACGCCGCCUCAAGCAAGUCUGCCACGCAUGUAAUCAAUCUAGCACAAUCAAGCUCGCCAUCAGCAAAGGCGGAUUCCGCGGCAAAGGGCAAGAGACGUCUUGCAACUCGCAAUUACGACCCAAAGCAACCUAGAAUCAUCACUCUUGAUUCGCUUGGUUUGAAGCACUCUCCUACGUGUGUCAAUCUGAGAGAUUAUAUGGUUGCCGAAAUCAAAGCAAAGAAAGGCACCUUAAUUACACCCCCGAAAAAUCUCGGCAUGGCAGCAAAAACACAAUCAAUAGAUGAAGGCACAGGAAGAUAUCUAGGCAAAGGACUUCCUUUACAAGGCAACUUUUGUGAUUGCGGCGUCUACCUCCUAAGCUACAUGGAGGAAUUCUUUGAACGUCCCGAUGGCUUCAUAGAAGACAUCAUGGAGAAUAAGCACGAAGUUGAUGGCGAUCGGAAUGAUGCACCGGCAUUUCGUGCCAAGAUUCGAGAGCUUCUCUUCGAGCUUCAGGCAGAACAGGCACGAGGAUCGGAGGCAGCUAAAAAGACGAAGCUAGCAAAAAGACGGAAGGAUGCCCCACUCAUGCCCAUUGACAAGACUGAACCGCCUAACCUCCAAACAGCGUCCCUUUCUGCAUUACGCAGUUUCAGACAACAACCUGUCUCCGAUAUUUCUACUCGAAAUGUAGGUCGUAAUCAUGAUACUUUGACGGACGCGGCAAGGAUGGCCCAAAAUCCAGCGCAAAAUCUCAAGAGUGAAGAGGUCAUCAGUAUUGGAGAUAGCCAGGAUAUUUUUCAAGAACAAUGCGUAGAAGAGUCUACAUUAAGUCGAGUUAAGAAUGUAGACAACAGGACAAUUAAAGAGAGAUCUAGAGCAAGGGGUCGUGACAAAGACCCUCGCCAAACUACGAAUUCUGCGGUCAAAUAUGGCCCUUCCGAACCUCCUGUACGCGUCGAAAUCCCUGAUUCUUUCGAAGAUCAAGAAAGCACCCAGGAAAUUGCGAACCGCCAACCAUUGGCUCAACAACCGAAGACUGUCGUUGAGCUCGAUCGAGAUGGGGACAAUGAGUCACAGGUUGGUGAAAGUCUUCCUGGUUCGGACUCUCAAGGUGCUACGAAUGGUAUUGGCAAGGUUGUCGGCAAGAUCCUUUACGACUUUUUUCUACCAGGCAAAAAGGAUGAUGUUGGUCAAACAGCCUCAAAAGGCAGGGUCUCGCGUCCCAAACCUGUACCCGAGUCUCAAGGGCAGGACGGUAUUCAAGCUUUAGAAAACCCAUCCCAUAGUGUGGACACACAUUCUGGCAUGAACUUACCUCGACGACUGAAUCACAGCACGAAAUCGAGGCAGUGUUUCCAAGCUUUACGUUCACCAUCACCGGAUCUAGAUAACUCAAGAGUGUCACAAUCGAAGAAAAUGAGCUUCAGUAGCAAUCAUGUUGAUCUGGUCAGUAGUGCCAAGAGCGAAAAGAGGAAUGAUAACAGGGUGGAUUUGACUGAAGAUGGUCACGACGAAAUGCUUCUAGAUCAAACCAAUUUCCCCGACGUACAAGAAAUUCCAUCUUCCCCGCUGUCAGCUGGUUCACGAGAACGCGAUCAAUCAAGCAGGCAACUCACUCACUCAGGAAGAAAGGACGGAGAGAAAGACCCGGGCCGCUUUCGUCAUCCAGCGGCCGAAAAGUUUGUAGGCCAGCGACAGUUGUCCGGGCGAGAUCCUGCAGAGGAAACAAUGAUUGCUCAGUCCAAGGGCGAGAUCCUGCAGAGGAAACAAUGA
Messenger RNA from Sclerotinia borealis F-4128, 5046 nucleotides. The record is from the annotation of a GenBank genome assembly. Lineage: Eukaryota; Fungi; Ascomycota; Leotiomycetes; Helotiales; Sclerotiniaceae.